AUUAAGUGUCAUUACUACACCAGACAUCGACUAACGCUCCUGGUAGUUUUACAGCGAGAAUACAGUCGUCAAAUUUAAGACCAUGGCAUCUUACACGUGCGAAGAAUGUGGGGUUAGCUUCCCGAAACUAAGCCAACUACUCCAACAUAAACGAGCGAUGAAUCACUGGAAGAAGUAUCAGUGUCAAUCCUGCAAGAAAGUAUUUAAUCGAAAAGACAAUUUAGACCGACAUCUUCAAAAACACAACGACGAAAACAACCAUCAUUGUCCAGAAUGUCUCAAAGUAUUUACUAGAGAGGACGCUCUUAAGGAACAUUUGCGCCAAGAUCAUGGCGGGGCAGGUGGAGUGAAACGACCAUCUAAUGAUCAGGGAGGUGGUGGGGAAGCUAAACGAAAGAAGUUGGAUGAAGAUCCAUCCGCUCAUUACGACAUUGAGAAAGUUAGUGAGCGAAAGAUUGAGAAAUUUCGUUCGACUGCCAGUUAUUACAGAAUACGCGUGAACGAUGUGGAAAUUACAGAUUUGCCGAAUAUACUCAAGUAUCUACGAACACUUUUUCAGGACAUCAUAAACAAAAUGACUGAUGAAAUAGCAUCGAGCGAUUUAGUUAGGCUUUCAUUGGACAACCCAGAACUAGACUUCCCAAUUGUGUUACCAUUUAUGAAAAAAUCAGCCUUGACAGUUGAUCGAAUUCUGUCAGAGAUUGAGAGAGUACUUCAAUCCUAUGAACAAUUUGUUGUGGAUGAAACAUUUGGAAUAGAACUCGUUCAUGUGCACAUGCCCACUGGAAGUGGUUACAAAAUGAAACCAGUAGUAGACAUAACAAAAAUGUUAGAAAAUAAACGAAGUAUCAUACAGAUAAAGAACACAGAUGAGUUAUGCUGUGCGCGCGCCAUAGUGACGGCCAUCGCCCGUCAUGAAAAACACCCUCAAUGGAAUAGCAUAAGGCGGGGGUAUGCAAUACAGGGGCAACUGGCUGAGGAACUUCACUGGAAAGCCUGUAUUCCUCUUACGAAGUGUGGAUUAGACGAAGUCAAAGCGUUUCAAGUUGCUGUACCAAAAUACCAGAUACAUGUACUAUCGAAGGACCAUUUUAACGCCAUCGUAUUUAGUGGUCCAGAAGGGGGUGUGCCGAUUUAUGUGUAUCUGCAUGAUGGUCACUUUGAUGUCAUAACAACAAUGACUGGAUUCCUUAACCGAAAUUACUUUUGCACAGUGUGCAAGAAAGGGUAUCAGCAUCAAGAAAGGCACACCUGUAAUAACCCGUGUCAUUUCUGUCGAAAUCUACAUACAAACAAAGAAGAGGAUUGGAAACACUGUAAAACAUGCAACUGUAAAUUUAUAAACGAAGACUGUUUUGACCUUCAUCUAAAAAAAUCUGAAAAGGGAAAAUCUACGUGUGAGAUGUAUCACAGAUGUAACAAUUGCGACCAGUUUAUCAACCGAUCAAAACACAAACGGGACCAUAUGUGUGGCGAGACCUAUUGUAAAACAUGUAAGGACUACGUCAUGGAAGAUCACAAGUGUUAUAUGCAGCCGGCUAACGAAGAUGACAACAGUGACAAUAAAAAGAAACCUAAAGAGACACAGUAUAUAUUCUUCGACUUCGAAUGCACUCAGGAUACCAUCGUACAGUGCAAUGAUGGUUAUUUACCAGGAGAAGACAGAUGUAUAAAUUGUGCAAAAUCAUGGUGCGGGUCGAUGGAACACACUCCUAAUCUUUGUGUGGCCCACAAGGUAUGCAGUCUCUGUAUCAGCAAAGAAAUACAACCUGACUCUGAAUGUUUGAAAUGUGGGCCUAAUAUCAAAGUAUUUUCAGGACCUGAUACAACAAAAUUGUUUUGCCAAUGGCUUUUCUCGGAACCGAACUUCGGCACCACCGUUAUAUGUCACAACUUCAAGGGCUAUGACAGUUACCCUAUAUUACAAUAUCUGCACGAUAACGCCAUUCUGCCAGACGUUAUCACGACAGGCUCAAAGUAUAUGUCUAUCACAGUGUCCAAGUGCAAGAUAAGGUUCAUUGAUUCCAUUAAUUUCAUACCCAUGGCUUUGGCGGACAUGCCUGGAGCUUUUGGUGAAACAGAACUGGCCAAAGGAUACUUUCCACAUUUGUUUAACCGUAGAGAAAAUCAAAAUGUCGUCCUCGACCACCUUCCUGAUAUGAAGUACUAUUGUCCAGAUGGAAUGAAACCAGAAAAACGCCGGAAAUUCUUGACCUGGUAUAAACAACAUGAGCAUGACACAUUUGACUUUCAGAAGGACCUUUUACGUUACUGUCAGUCCGACGUUGAUAUUUUAAGAAAAUGUUGUUUGACUUUUAGAACACUAUUCAUGAAACUGACCACGAGGGAUCAUAAUCGAGGCAUUGAUCCAUUUGAAAAAUGCAUAACCAUAGCAUCAGCAUGCAAUCUUGUGUAUAGGACACUGUUCCUAGCACCAGAAACGAUUGGUAUCAUUCCUGCCCACGGUUAUCGACCAGAAGAAAAGCAGUCGGUCAUGGCCUAUCAGUGGCUGUCCUACAUAGCAAACGAAAAGGUGAUUUUCAUUCAACAUGGUCGAAACAUAGGCGAGAAGUCUAUAGGUCCGUACAAAGUGGACGGAUAUUAUGAAGACGAUGGACGUCGUCAUGUUUUAGAAUUCCACGGUUGUUUCUGGCACGGUUGUCCCAAAUGUUACUCACAGUCUACUGUCAAUCCUGUGAGUGAAAUGUCCAUGGGGGAUUUGUAUACCAGAACCAUGGAAAAGAAACAGUUCAUAGAAGCGGAAGGAUAUUCAUAUACGGCAUUAUGGGAGUGUGAAUUUAAGCAACAGUUACAAGUCAAUGACACCAUGAAGAAAUUCUUAGACAAUCUGGAAAUAGUAACUCCAUUAGAACCACGGGAUGCAUUCUACGGCGGUCGUACCGAGGCAUUUAAAUUAUACGAGAAAGCCACUGCAGACAAACAAAUAAAAUACUAUGACGUUACAUCCUUGUACCCAUACAUAAACAAAACCGGCAAGAUUCCUCUCGGACACCCAGAGAUUAUUACAGACAAUUUCCAAAACAUUUCGAACUAUGAAGGCCUCAUUAAAUGCAAGGUAUUGCCACCUAGAAAUCUCCAUAUACCCGUCUUACCUAUGAAGUGUAAUGGAAAGCUGAUGUUCAGUCUAUGUCGCCUGUGCACUGAGACCUAUCAACAAGAGAAAUGUACGCAUAGUGACACUGAGCGAACAUUCACGGGUACAUGGGUGACCGAUGAGAUUAAGGAAGCUGUUUCACAAGGGUAUAUCAUUCAAAACAUCUACGAAAUCUGGCACUUUGACGAGAUUUCACAGUAUGAUUCUGUAUCCAAAUCGGGCGGAAUAUUCACGGAUUAUGUCAACACAUUUUUAAAGGUGAAACAGGAAGCGAGUGGUUGGCCUAAAUGGUGUGUAACUGAACAGGACAAACAAAGAUAUAUUAAAGAAUAUUACGAGAAAGAGGGCAUUUUACUGGAUUAUGAUAAGAUCAAGAAGAACCCGGGCCUGCGCUCACUCGCCAAGUUGAUGUUGAACUCAUUUUGGGGAAAGUUUGGGCAACGUACUAAUUUGACGCAGACAACGCUCACAGAUGACCCGGCUAUCUUUACCGACAUGAUGACAUCGGAUCAACAAAAAGUACAAAAUGUACGUUUCAUUAACGACAAUAGAGUACAGAUUGACUGGGUAUAUAACACUGAUUUCGUGGAAGCCUCUUGUCGAACAAAUACGGUAAUUGCGGCAUACACCACAGCACAAGCUCGAUUAAAGCUCUAUAGUUAUUUAAAGCCUUUGGAUACACGAUUGGCCUACUGUGACACUGAUUCGUUGGUAUUUACAACACGCCCUGGGGAAUGGGAGCCCCCUCUCGGUGACUAUUUGGGAGACCUAACUGACGAAGUCCCUGGAAAUAGCAUCACAGAUUUUGUAACCGGCGGGCCCAAAAACUAUGCCUACAGGCUGAAUUGUGCAGACGACGCUGGACAAACUUCCAUUUGUAAAGUGCGCGGAAUCACAUUAAACUUUAAGAAUACUCUAGACAUUAACUUUGAGACUGUGCAAAAAAUGGUGACAUGUGGAGAUAAAGUAAAUCCAAUAACUGUCGUUGAUACAAAUAAGAUUGUUCGGAGUCCUGAAAAUUGUUGUAUCAUUACAAAAACCGAAUAUAAAGACUAUAAAAUUGUGUUUGAUAAACGCGUCAUUGGAAAUGCGUACACAACCUCACCCUAUGGAUAUUAAACUAUGAAAACCUUUGCUGUAUAUGUACAUAUCAUGUAAUUGUAUUAUAAAUUCAUAUUGUUCAUAACGUUUUAUGUGUCACAUUGUUAUUGCAUUUAAUGUGUUGUCAUACAAAUGGUAAAAUGCCUUGUUUUAAUGUUGCUAUAUAUUGUUAUGCAUAUAUGUAAA
This is a messenger RNA of Mya arenaria, 4402 nucleotides long. RefSeq lists its product as uncharacterized. The record is from RefSeq and is a predicted model, not a curated record. Gene Ontology annotation, molecular function: DNA-directed DNA polymerase activity; DNA binding; nucleotide binding. Lineage: Eukaryota; Metazoa; Mollusca; Bivalvia; Myida; Myidae. Bases 83 to 4234 code for a protein of 1383 amino acids. The transcript has 2 exons. Gene Ontology annotation, biological process: DNA replication.